UAGUUUUGGAUCGACGUUGGAAAAGGGGUUCGCAGUUCGUUUCACGUACAAAUAACCCGGGCGUGAUGGUGAAGCCGAAGACGAACGAUCGGCGAGUAAGUCCUUAAAAACAUCCCGAUUGCCAUCUUCGAACCAUCAGUUAUGUGAUAAAAUCAAACGAUUGAAACCCUACGCCAAGGAAGGAAUAGAGUAGGAAAGUAGGUGAUAUGAUUUGAUAUGCGGGGUGAAGGGGACAUCCCUACGAUAUUCAACCCACACAGGGUGAGGGCGCCUCCAAAUUUGGUCAUUACGUCUGACUCGUCACCUAGAUCGGGGAGCGUCCCCAAUGGUCCUUUCUCAAGGCCAUUGCAAACAUUGCAGCACAAUGAUUCUAUUACAGGAAGCCAACAGGAUGGAUCUGAGACUCCUGUAGCGAGGCCAGCUGGAGCGAUCGGAAAGCUGAAGAGCUGUACAAGAUCAUGUUGCUCAAAGUCAGCCAGAAAAAUAUACAGUGGAGUAUGCGUUACAGUUUGUGUAACAGCAUCUUGGGUCGGAGCAACCCACUGUAUAAAAUACAUGUAUAUACCAUAUACAUCAACCACAACUACUAUAAUCAAUGAAACAACAAUAGAAAUGACUCAAAAACAAAUUAUAGUGUAUAAUGCUCCAUUUUUUACCACGUGGUUUUGUACAAAUUGGACUAUACUUUUUUUCCCGUUAUAUUUCUUUUGUCAGUUAAUUGUAAAUCGUUGUAAAUCAACGACAGACAUACUUAGUGAGAGUGUUAGGAAUUUUAGAGAAAAGGGUUUCACACUAGGGAGGUUUAUGACAAGAGUAAGUCUAUUCUGCCUUCUGUGGGUCGCAACCAAUUAUAUGUACAUACAUUCGCUUAGGAUACUAUUAGCGACGGACGUAAUGGCGUUGUUUGCUUCGAAUGUGGCCUACGUCUAUCUGUUAUCGUGGGUAAUUUUGCAUAAGCAGUUUGUGGGGGUCAGGAUUGUAGCAGUGAUAUUAUGUGAUACGGGUACUGCUCUAUUGGCCUACAUGGAUGGGAUCACGGGCAGUCCUACUUUAAGUGGUGUAGUUCUAGCAGCAGCAGCUGCUGCUGGUUCUGCUGUGUAUCAGGUUUUAUUCAAAAAAGUAAUUGGUGAUUCUAACUUUGGUCAAGUUGCUCUUUUCUUCUCAUUGAUUGGCCUUUUCAACGCUACUUUCUUGUGGCCACUCUGCCUAGCUCUUUAUUUCACUGGAGUUGAAGUUAUCUACUGGGAAUAUCUUCCAUGGACAGCGCUUCUUGCUGCUAGUGCUUUGUCACUCGCUGCCAACCUACUGGGAAAUUUUAGCGUAGCAUGGACUUAUGAUCUCUUUAUAACACUUGGUCUCAUAACAGCCGUUCCUGUCUCCGCAGCUCUUGACGUUGUUCUUUACGGGGCGCAAUUCCUCGGCAUGAAGCUUGCUGGAAUGAUUUUAAUUUCAAUCGGUUUCUUCUUAGUCAUGUUUCCAGAUAAUUGGCCUACAUACAUCACUAGACUUCUAAGAAACAUCAUCCUCUUGAGUCAUAGUGCAAGGUGGAGCAGGCGUCACGGGCAAGGGCUGCAGGCAAACCAGCAAAGAACCGAACUCGACUACAGAACCGGUCUGAUCAGAUCGCAUUUGAGGUCGCCCUCCGGGAGAGUCAGAUGACCAGAUCCUGACCACUCAGACAACAAUGAUAUUGAAAUUAUUGGGUAGAUUAGGUAAUAUUUUUGGAAUCUUUCGAAGAGUCAAUUUCUAAUUGAGAAUAGAUAGAAUUUGUCAAUUAUAAAACUGAAUACCACAAUUAAUCAAACUUUUUUUUUACUAUCUUGUAAAGCACUGGAAUACAUACUGUAUGACCACAACCUCAAGGCAAACAAUUAUCGUAGGAAUAAGCUAGCUUCUUAUCCAUUUCUUAUGAUUCAGCUUAUCGUGCAAACAAAUUAUAAAGGAAUUAUUUUAAGUUUGCACAAAAAAGGGAUUAAACGAAUAAUUAAAAAAAAGAAAAACAGGGAUUAGUCAUUUUAAUUGUUAAAAUAUGUUCUUUAAAUAAAAUUCUGAUAUGAUUAUUUUAUAUUGUAUGAUUUAGUCCGUCCUUGUAUUUGUACUAUCUGUCGAUGUAUGAUGUGAUAUUAUGUUUUAGAAUUAUCCAAAAGGAGGGUGUAAGUAGCAUUUCAUAUUUUGUAACAGUUAUUGUUAGAUUGAUUUAGAAAGAACAACCAAAUGUCAAUUGUGUCAAUUUCUCUAAAUUAAAUGUAACGCAAUAAAUGUGGGAAUAUCUUUCACAUGUUUUAUUUAAUAAUCAAGGCAUUGUUUAACGACUAAACAUUCAUUUUGUAUAUUAUCAAUGUAAACUGCCUAGUAUGGAAAUUACAGUUUUAUAUGACAACAUAGUUAUAAUUCCCGAUGUGUUUUAUAUGGUGGUUAACUGUUAAAAAUGUUGUGUCAAAAAAACAAAAAACAUUAAAAAAAUAUGUUCUUUAUAGUCGUCUUUCAAAAAAGAGUAGAUUAUAUGUUGUGUAAUAGGAAAAUAAAGUGUAUCACUACUUAUUAUUAUUGAUGUUGUGUAUAGCCCAAGACUACUUGGGUAAAUAAAGAAAUA
Molecule: messenger RNA, 2593 nt
Organism: Cimex lectularius (bed bug)
Lineage: Eukaryota; Metazoa; Arthropoda; Insecta; Hemiptera; Cimicidae
Product: putative thiamine transporter SLC35F3
Exons: 12
Coding region: 217-1659 (480 amino acids)
Source: RefSeq, a predicted model, not a curated record